Camellia sinensis is the source of this 3132-nucleotide messenger RNA. The record is from RefSeq and is a predicted model, not a curated record. NCBI's taxonomy places the organism in Eukaryota, Viridiplantae, Streptophyta, Magnoliopsida, Ericales, Theaceae.
UUGUUGAGCUUAGCUUAGCUUAGCUUCUCUCUCUCUCUCUCUUAAAUGAAGCUAUUUCUCUCUCCUCCUCCAUUUCUCCCCCAUAUUCAGCUUUCCCACCUCGAUUUUCUCUCUCUAGACUUCUCUCUCUCUCACUAAGAUUCCGCUUUUUGUUUCUCCCCUUUUUUUUCUCUCUCUCCCAAAAUCAGCCUCUGUCUAUGCAUAUCUAUACAUGUGUGUAUAUAUAUUUAUAAAUUAUUUCUUGUCUUCACCAUCAAUUUUCGCUCUCUCUCUCUCUCUCUCUCUCUCUGCAAUUCUGUGAAGAAAUAAAUUUGUAUUUUUGAAUAAUUUUUUGUUUUUUGAGGAAGAAUUCGUGAUGCCGGCUGCGGCUUCAAUCGAGCCGGCGGUUCCGGAAUCUUCGUCAGUAUGUUCUUCGCCAUUGUGGCGCGUUGUUCCAGAAGGAUCUUCCACCGAGAAUCGUCGUUUCGCCGAUCUCAGAGGUGUUCAGUGGCGUAUCGAUUUGGGGAUUUUGCCCUCUUUAUCUUCUUCCUCCUUCGAUGAUCUUCGCCGAGUUACCGCUGAUUCUCGUCGGAGAUAUGCUGGUUUGAGGAGGCGUCUCCUAGUUGAGCCACACAUUCCCAAGGAUGGAAGCAAUUCUCCUGAUCUUGUUAUGGAUAACCCGCUGUCACAAAACCCAGAUAGCAUUUGGGGACGCUUCUUUCGGAAUGCUGAACUGGAGAGAAUGGUUGACCAAGAUUUGUCCCGUUUAUAUCCUGAACAUGGAAGCUACUUCCAGACACCGGGAUGCCAAAGCAUGUUGAGACGUAUUUUGUUGUUGUGGUGUCUUAGACAUCCAGAAUAUGGCUACCGACAAGGAAUGCAUGAACUCUUGGCUCCUCCGUUAUACGUUCUGCAUGCUGAUGUGGAGCAUCUUUCUCAAAUGCGAAAGCUCUAUGAAGACCAAUUCGUUGAUAAAUUUGAUAGCUUCACAUUUGACGAGAGUGAUUUAACAUAUAAUUUUGAUUUUAAGAAGUUUUCUGAAUCUGCACAAGAUGGGAUUGGCUCACAAACACGUCCAGUGAAGGUUAGCAGUCUUGAUGAACUUGAUCCCAAGAUACAAGAUCUUGUAUUGCUUAGCGAUGCUUAUGGAGCUGAAGGUGAAUUGGGGGUUGUCCUGUCCGAGAAAUUUAUGGAGCAUGAUGCUUAUUGUAUGUUUGAUGCUUUGAUGAGUGGGGCCGGAGGUGCAGUUUCCAUGGCGGAAUUUUUCACACCUUAUCCUUUAACCGGCUCACAUACUGGGUUACCUCCUGUGAUUGAAGCUUCUUCUGCAUUGUACCAUCUGCUUUCGAUUGUUGAUGCGUCUCUUCACAGUCACCUUGUUGAGCUCGGGGUAGAACCCCAGUACUUUGCACUCCGCUGGUUACGGGUUUUAUUUGGGCGUGAGUUCACACUUGAGGAUCUGUUAAUAGUCUGGGAUGAAAUAUUUGCAUAUGAUAAUAGUAAAAUAAGUGAUUAUGCUGAUGAUGAUGGGUCCACCUUUGCGGUCCUCAGUUCACCUAGGGGAGCAUUCAUUUCAGCUCUUGCAGUGUCGAUGAUACUUUACCUGAGAUCUUCCCUACUUGCUACCGAGAAUGCUACUACUUGUCUUCAGAGAUUGCUGAACUUUCCAGCCGACAUAAAUCUGAAGAAAAUAAUAGCAAAGGCAAAAUCUUUGCAGGUUCUAGCACUGGAUGCUAAUAAGUCUACACCAUUGCCAAUGCAUACUGGGGCUUAUUUUGACCGAAGUAAAUCAGUGGCUGUGAGAGGUCAUAGCCUAUCAUCAGGUUCUACUUCUCCAAGAACUCCUCUGAGUUUGGUACCCGACAGCUAUUGGGAAGAAAAGUGGAGAGAUCUGCACAAGGCAGAACAACUUAAACAAAGUAGUUUAGAAAAACAAGUGCCUAAACAAAAAAAGGGUUGGUCGGAAAAAGUGAGAGUGAGUCUAUCUAGAGCUGAAUCUGACCCAUCCCCAUCAAAGGUUGACAGCAGUAAAAAAGAACCCGAACCAUCCGUGAGAAGAAGUUUGCUGGAGGAUUUGUCCAGGCAGCUUGGAUUGGAGGAAGAUUCAGCAAAAAUAUUAUGUAAUGAAGAUUUGGGUCAGAAAGACGUUGCUGAAGAGGGAUGUUUGAGUGGCAAUGGUGGCAGUGAAGAGAACUCUUGUACUUUCUCAGAUUCACCAAGUCCUAAUUACCAAGAAAAUCAAUCUGAGAGAAGUAGUGUUGCGUCAAAUUUAUUUAUUGAUGAAAAUGAUGAUGAAUCCAACAAUGUUGAGUUGUGUAGGACCCUUGAGGGAGACUCACCUCUUCCAGUCUCUGAUCCUCCAGAGGAUGGCUUUUUGAAAUCUGGACUGAAUGAAGAUUCUGUAGGAAACAACACAACAACUAGAAUGGAUUCUCCAGAGAAUGUUUGUUUGAAAUCUGGACAGAAUGACGAUACUAUGGGUAAACCACGGAAGCUUGUGUCUGGUAAAUUCCAGUGGUUUUGGAAGUUUGGACGGAAUAGUGGUGAGGAGGGGACAUCUGAAAGAAGUGUCUCCAAAGCUACGAAAGCUUCCAUUGGUGCAAGUGAUCAUCAGAGUAAUGAAGAAGCCUCUUCAAUGGUAAAUGUAUCUACCAACUCUUCUUUAAGUAGCAAAGGUGAUACUGUGGACCAGAAUGUAAUGAUCACAUUGAAGAAUCUUGGUCAGUCCAUGCUCGAGAAUAUUCAGGUAAUCGAGUCGGUGUUCCAGCAAGAGAGGGGACAAGUAGAGAACUUGUCUAAAAAUGUUCUUGUGGGCAAAAGACAAGUUACAGCGGUGGCGGCUCUCACGGAGCUUCGGAAAAUUAGCAACCUUUUAUCAGAGAUGUGAGGUUGAAAUUAUUUUUAUAGGUAAUAAUAAGCUGUAAAUACCCAUUUUGUAAUUACUGAUAUUAUUAUUAGUCUUUCUCCAAGUCCCAAAUAAGUGAGUUUCUUCUGCUUCUCAUAUUUUUACUUCUCCCCUCACCCUCAUCCUCCCUGCAAUUCAAAUUCUGUUUCAGAGUGUUAGAUACCAAUGUGUAAAUAUGACUUGCUUAUUGUAAUAUUUGAUUGAGAAUUGUAUUUUCUUUAUGAAAAAUUAGAGCAGCUAUUUAAUCA